AUGCGGCCUUGGGCAGAAACGAGACAGCGUGCACCCAUCCUUCACCCAGCCUGUGUCCCUGGUAUUGAGGGGCGUCUUUUCCUGGGCUGGGCUGCGCUGGAAGUGGUGGCUCUGCAGGGAACAAUGGAAUAGGGGGGCUGGAAAGAUGCCUCCUCCUCCGAACUGCCUCAAGUGCUUUUGUUGGAUCCUUUUUGGUUUUUCCCGGAAAAGGAUCACCUUCUUUCUCUAAGAUUCCAGUCCAGGAAGGGGAAAAACCUUGUUCACUCAGCCUACAGAGGAGGUCAGUGCGGGGGCAAUUCCGUCAGACCAGCGCUUCCCUUUGUCCCAGCCCCCAGCACUUCAGGCCAGACCCGCUGACACUCGACAGCGCCUGCAGUUUACCUUGGCUCGGUUCCAGUGAGUUCGAGCCCAGCCCUGGGGCGGCCCCCACCUCUCCACCUUGUUACGCCUUCCCACCCUCCUCUGCAGCGCAAAGAGCAGUUUAAAUAUAAAUCAGUCCUCAGCACAAACAGAGCUUGGGCGGCGAGUCUCAGAGCCAUCACCGGAACCGAGGGCCCAGGUUUGCGGAGCGAGUGCAGACACGCAGAGCCCGGCUCUGGACAAUCCCAAGAGCCGCGGAGACUCUUUGCUCCCUUCCUCCAAGUGGAGACCAGCGCCCCUCGGGUCCCUUUCAACUCUCCACCCCUUCCUUAGUUCCGUGCCCACCCUCUAUCCCACCAAGUCCCCAGGUCUCUCCACUGGCCUGCAGCCUCCUGUCUCUUCCAUCUGCGGUGACCCCUUCCUUGGGGGCCCGCCAUCUCCCCGCGUGCCACCUCCCUGCCUGCGGGACCUCCUAGGCAGUUGGGGCUCACCAGGUCGAGUCCUAGAGACUCUGGGCUUCCGCAGCAGCGACGUCAGGGCCCAAGACACCUGCCCGGGGAAACGCAGCGGCUGGGCGGGGGCUUGCAGCACCUCUGACACCCGAGGAAGAGAGGGAGGAGAGAGAGAGAGUGCGUUUCAUCAUCGCCGCCACUUAUAAAAACUUCUGAGAGUUCACUCUCUUGCUCAGUUGCCGCGUCGCGCUCCCCAUUGCCUGGCUACCACCGCCGCAGCUCGAAGGUCCCAAGUCCCGCAGAACCUGUCCCCGGCCUGUCGCCACCGCCUGGGCCCGGCCAGGGGACUUUGCCUCCGUCACGAUGGGGCUCCUGCCCAAACUCGGAGCACGCCAGGGCAGCGGCACCUCCUCUGUCCCAGCCAGACGCUGCUCCCGCUCGGUCUUCAGCAACAUUAAGAUGUGUCCUGGGUGCCAGGAGUGCUGUAGGGUCCGGAACACUCAGGGUGGCUGUAAUUGCAGUCUGGGCUCAGCUCCCUGAAGGAACCAUGAAGAACUACAGUUCAAGGGACAUCUUUUGACCCUAGACUGGUGUUCGUGCUGUGCCAUGGCCUCCUCCAGCUCUGUCAGCUGCUCUACAGCGCCUACUUCAAGAGCAGCCUCACCACCAUUGAGAAGCGCUUUGGGCUCUCCAGUUCUUCCUCGGGUCUCAUUUCCAGCUUGAACGAGAUCAGCAAUGCCGUCCUCAUCAUCUUUGUCAGCUACUUUGGCAGCCGGGUGAACCGCCCACGGAUGAUCGGCAUAGGGGGUCUCCUCCUGGCAGCAGGUGCCUUUGUCCUCACCCUCCCACACUUCCUGUCGGAGCCCUAUCAGUACACCUCCAUCACCACAGGAAACAGCAGCCGCCUUCAGGCCGACCUUUGUCAGAAGCAUUUGCCGGACCUGCCCCCCAGCAAGUGCCAUAACACCGUGCCAGACACGCAAAAGGAGACCAGCAGCAUGUGGAGCCUGAUGGUUAUUGCUCAGCUGUUGGCCGGCAUUGGGACAGUGCCCAUUCAGCCGUUUGGGAUCUCCUAUGUGGAUGACUUUGCAGAGCCUACCAACUCACCUCUGUAUAUCUCCAUCUUAUUUGCUAUUGCUGUGUUUGGACCAGCUUUUGGGUACCUGCUGGGCUCAGUCAUGCUCAGGAUCUUCGUGGACUACGGCAGGGUGGACACUGCUGCUGUGAACUUGAGCCCAGGUGACCCCCGAUGGAUCGGAGCCUGGUGGCUGGGCCUGCUCCUUUCUUCAGGCUUCUUAGUUGUUACUUCUUUGCCCUUUUUCUUCUUCCCUCGAGCAAUGCCCAGAGGAGCAGAGAGGUCUGCUAUCGCAGAUGAAACUAUGAAGAUGGAGGAGGACCAGUCAAGAGGCUCCCUGAUGGAUUUCAUUAAACGGUUCCCCCGCAUCUUCCUGAGGCUGCUGAUGAACCCCCUCUUCAUUCUGGUGGUCCUGGCUCAGUGUACCUUCUCCUCUGUCAUCGCUGGCCUCUCUACGUUCCUCAACAAGUUCCUGGAGAAGCAGUAUGGGGCCUCAGCCGCCUAUGCCAACUUCCUCAUCGGUGCUGUGAACCUUCCUGCUGCGGCCUUGGGGAUGCUGUUUGGAGGUAUCCUCAUGAAACGCUUCGUUUUCUCCCUGCAAACCAUUCCCCGAGUGGCUGCUGCUAUCAUGACCAUCUCAAUGAUCCUCUGUGCCCCUCUCUUCUUCAUGGGAUGUUCCACACCAGCUGUGGCUGAGGUCUACCCCCUCAGCACAUCAAGUUCUAUACAUCCGCAGCCUCCUGCCUGCCGCAGGGAUUGCUCGUGCCCAGAUUCCAUCUUCCACCCAGUCUGUGGAGACAAUGGAGUAGAGUACCUCUCCCCUUGCCACGCUGGCUGCAGCAGCCUCAACGUGACAUCAGCAGCUUCCAAGCAACCGAGCUAUUUGAACUGCAGCUGUGUGACUGGAGGGUCUGCGUCAGCAAAGACAGGAUCCUGCCCCGUGUCCUGUGCACACUUCCUGCUCCCGUCCAUCUUCCUCAUCUCCUUUGUGGCGCUCAUCGCCUGCGUUUCCCACAACCCGCUCUACAUGAUGGUUCUUCGCGUGGUAAACCAGGAUGAAAAGUCAUUUGCCAUUGGGGUCCAGUUCUUGUUGAUGCGGUUGCUGGCCUGGCUGCCAUCUCCGGCCCUGUAUGGUCUCAUCAUCGACUCCUCCUGUAUCCGGUGGAACUACUUGUGCUCAGGGAGACGAGGAGCCUGCUCAUAUUAUGACAACGAUGCUCUCCGAAACAGGUACCUGGGCCUGCAGGUGGCCUACAAGGCCCUGGGCACACUGCUACUCUUCUUCAUCAGCUGGAGGGUGAAGAAGAACAGGGAAUACAGCCUGCAAGAGAACGCCUCGGGCCUCAUCUGACCCUCAGUCAUGGAUACCCCCAUUUCAGAGACUGGGUCCUACCCCUCCACACUUGCCUGUAUUAACUGAUGUUAACAUGCCUUUUCCUUUUCUUUCUUCCUUCCUCCCUUUCUUCCUCCUUACCUCCUCUCUCCCUCCUUUUCUUCCUCCCUUUAUUAUUAAGACAGUCCCAUUCCUCCUUUGUCUCAGCUGCCUCACCUUCCUAAAGUCUACUCCAUGGUUCUUGAGGCCUUGUGUACUGAACUGAAUGAGCACUGAGCUGGAGGGUCCAGUUUCCCAGACUCCUUGGAAGGGGUCCCCACAUCGGCAGGCUCUCCUCAGCGCCGGGUCCUCCCACAAGGCGCCCAUGAGGCAGCCCCUGCUCUCACCAGCCUCUCAGGAAUACUUAAGAAGAGUGAGAAUAGGGGUCUGUGUCUUCCGGGCCAGGCCAGCCAUCUCUCCUCUGACUCCACCCUGCCUGGAGCCCGAGGGAAAGGAAGAGGAGGAGGAGGUUGAUUUCUUAACAAGGAACUGGUUGCAGUCAGUCCCUUUCCACCUGGAUUCAGUCUAGGGUGAAACCCACCAGGGGCUGACUCCCUUAAUUUCCUCACUUUCUGCCCUUGAGGCUGAUUUGAAAGCCACCAUUUUAGGAAGUGCAGACCUCUCUCUGCAACCUACACCCUGGUAUCAGAGCAGGAACUAAGAAACCAGAGGCCAGGUCAUUCAAACACUGUUCGUAGGAACCUGAGGCCUCUCUACUCUCUGCCUUUCUGGGGUUCCAUUUCAAACUGAGAAAGCCACAAGAAGACAACCUAGGGAGGGCCCAGUGUCCCACCCUCACAGUGGAGACCAGACCCUUCACAUUCAGAGACACGAGAGGCCCUCCCCAUCCUUCCCUGGAAUCAGAAGAGUAGCCUUACAUGGAAUCCACUGCCUGGACUUCAGCCCGUGUGCAGAGGAGUAAAGGGAGGCCAUCUGAGAUGCAGCCAGAGCAAGCAAUGGAGCAGAGUGGAUGUCACCUGUCACGGUGCUUGAUGGCAAGCUGCAGCCCACAAAGAGAGCAGCCAGGUUGGCUUGCUUGCAAACACGUCGUGUUCAUUGACAUUUUCUCCACUUCUUCUCACUACCUCUGGGUGGAGGUGGUCACCUUCUGUGGGCCUGGGCUGGAGGCCACUACUGCUAUGCAACAGAGGGGCAAAGGCAGAAGCCGAGGAAGGAAGGGUUUUACCAACGACUCUGUAUAUUGGCUGAGACCGUGCUUGGCAGUGAUACUACAGAGAGCGCCCCUGUCAAUCUUACCGCCAUUCAUACUAGAAAGCGGUAGGUGAGCAUCAGGGGCACACUCUCAUGCUUGCCAAACAUAUCGCGUGCCCACAGAUUGGCAAAGAAGAUCCUGACAUGGCCAUUCAUGCCAAUGAGAGCUCACAGACUGACUGUGCACCUGACCCUGAGUGAGAACGGAGAGCUGCCUCACCAUGUCCCUGAAGCAGCUAGGCAAUUGUCACUGCCCUGUGUGACAUGUAAGUGCCUUCCAGAAAUGCCUUAUAUGGAGAGAAGUCAAAAGGUUUAUGUCGGUGCGGCCCAGCUGCUAUGACACUGAAGUCUUUGUGGAAGCCAUCAUUACUGACAGUGUGCUUUCUGAAGCCACCAGGAUUAUUUCCACACAUCUUGCUUAGGAGGAGGCUGCACACGACCUCACGGGCCAGUUUCAGCAUGUGCAAAGGUUCUGCUUGGAACCUGAUCCUCUGCAACUAACCCUGGGCUUGCUCACUGCAGUUUAACCGGAUUCUGAAGGCAUAGCCUCCAGUCAACUUCAUGAACGAUGAAUGCCAAUCUUUAAGCUUCUGGAAGAUUGGUUGUCUCUACAAGCCUUUAUUCUAUUGUAUUGCUAUUAAUAUAUUAUAAUUUGUCAUAGGUGUAA
This is a messenger RNA of Arvicola amphibius (Eurasian water vole), 5138 nucleotides long. RefSeq names its product solute carrier organic anion transporter family member 2A1 (gene Slco2a1). The record is from RefSeq and is a predicted model, not a curated record. Gene Ontology annotation, molecular function: prostaglandin transmembrane transporter activity; protein binding. NCBI's taxonomy places the organism in Eukaryota, Metazoa, Chordata, Mammalia, Rodentia, Cricetidae. Bases 1604 to 3238 code for a protein of 544 amino acids. Gene Ontology annotation, biological process: sodium-independent organic anion transport; transmembrane transport; prostaglandin transport. Gene Ontology annotation, cellular component: membrane. The transcript has 15 exons.